CUCUCUCUCUCCCCAUAUAAGUAUUAUCUUGAGCCUCUCAUUGCCUUGUCUGAAGCCACCGUAAUGCCGUUCUGAUCAUGUAAGGGAGUUCGAAACUGGUAUGUGCCAAAAGCAUCUGAAGGAAGAAUGCCCAAAAUUUCCAUCGUAUUGCGAAAAAAAUCUGUUGAAGUUUCUAUUGUUUUCGAUAACUAGAAAUUGGGUCGCAGUCGAUUUCAGGAUUUUCUCAGGAUACAAGAACAGAGAGACUGCAGCUUUGGUGAUACUGAACAUAGAAUGGCAGCGAUGGUCGCUAGAGGUAGUCAAUUACCACCAACUGGGUCGGUCCAAGAAAAGGGGAGUAGGAACAAGCGCAAAUUCCGUGCCGAUCCCCCUCUUGCUUCUUGCUCGGACUGUGAUCCCAAUGCCAAUCACUGUAUCGGCAAUCCGAGUAACUGUCCUUCACCAAUGGCAGAGUUUCCAGGUUAUGAAAUUCCUGAUAGAAGGAACAUGUAUGACUCGUGCCCUGUCAAAGAAAACUGCUGCAAUUUCUGUGGCUUUGCUCAGCAAAUUGAUCUUGGUAAACCUCCUGCACAAGCUCACAGAACGAGACCAGGUUUGGUGUACAAUGAGUUUUUGCAGACACAGGAGCCUCAAGAUGAAUUGGAAUCAAAUGAGUUCCAGGAUGCGGAUUGGAAUGAACUUACAGAAGCUCAGCUUGAAGAGCUGGUUGUGAGUAAUCUCGACACAAUUUAUCGAAGUGCAAUUAAAAGGAUAGCUUCUUGUGGGUACAGCGAGGAUGUUGCAAGACAGGCUGUCCUGAGAUACGGUCGUUGCUAUGGUUGUAAGGAUCCUGUAUCUAAUAUUGUCGAUAAUGCACUUGCUUAUCUGAAAAAUGGGCGAGAAAUAGAUACAAAAGAUCAGUUCUUCCAAGAUUUACCACAGCUAGAGAAGUACAUUCUGGAUGAGAUGGUUUGUGUUUUAAGAGAAGUGAGGCCAUUUUUCAGUACAGGGGAUGCUAUGUGGUGCUUGCUUAUCUGUGAUAUGAAUGUGGCCCAUGCAUGUGCAAUGGAUGGUGAUGCCAUGGGCAGUUUUGGUGGUGAUGAGAAUAUAGAAGGCUCUUCUGUUUCAACAAUUCCACCGACAAAUUGUACUGCAUCAAUGAACUUGCCUGAAACCAGUAGUUUAAAACAGCAACUGAAAGAUGAGUUCUCUCCACCAUCUGUGAUGCCUGUUGUGGGUGGGAUCCCCAAUCUGCCACCUGCAAAAUUCUCUUUGUCAACCAAUGUCUCUUCCAUUGUUCAAACCACUGAAAAUUUGUGUUCUUUAGACCGUCUGUCAAAUGAGACAGUGAGUUCCUCAACCUGUCCUAUUUCGACAAAGCCAAUAGAUGAAGAUGCUGUUGGGGGUUCCAGAAUUUCUUCUUUUUGUCUUCCAAGGGAGUCAUCAGCUAUUAGCAAGGAACAACUUGCGAAAAAAUCACAGGUGUCCAUAUCAGAUGCCAAAUCUGCAUCAGAAGCAUUUAGGCCAGAUACCCAUAAAAAGCAUCAUUUAAAUAAUUUCAAAAGAGUACAUUUUAGACAAAAGUCUGGUCAAGUUGAAAGUAGCCAUCGAAGCAAUGCUGGUAAGGCUUCUUCAAAAGCCAGUAAGAGCAGUAAAUCUGGUGGUGCAGUCUUAGAUAGAAAAUGGAACCCUGAAUCUGUUUCCAGUUCCACUAAUGUAAAGGGUCCUGUACAGUCAUAUACUUCAGUUGGCUUAAAUCCAUCACUGUCAAGCAUAAGCACAGGAAAGCCACCCUUUUCUGCAAGUGCUGGAGUGCCUGCCAAUGGAGGAUUCAUGCAAGCUAACAUGAAUAGCCCAUUGUCUUGUCCUCUGACAAAUACUGAUCUUUCUUUAUCACUCUAUUCCAAAGGAAAGGAUCCCAUAGAUCCAGAUCAAAAUGUCCCUGAUGUUCAGAAGGAGGCUGGUGGUUGUGGUUGCACACCCCAAUCAUCAUAUCAAAUAUUUGGUGCCAGUGCUCUACCUGAUGCAAAGGAUGAGAAGCUGUUGAGAUUGGUACACCAUGCACGUGAUUUACAGACUCAGCUUCAAGAGUGGACAGAAUGGGCACAGCAGAAGGUCAUGCAAGCUGCUCGCAGGCUGGGCAAGGACAAAGCUGAACUCAAGACCCUGAGGCAAGAAAGGGAGGAAGCAGCUCGAAUGAUAAAAGAGCGGCAAACACUGGAAGAGAACACCAUUAAGAAACUCUCUGAGAUGGAGGCUGCAAUGGCAAGGACCAGUGCCCAGCUUGGAUAUGCCAGCGGUGCUACGCAUAGGCUAGAGUUGGAAAAUGUAGAGUUGAGGAAAGAGAUGGAGGCUGCAAAAGUGCUUGCCGAAGAAGCGGCUGCCAAGUGUUUGGAAGCUGCAAGAAGAGAGAAGAAAACCCUCAAAAAGAUUAGUUCAUGUGAAAGGCAGAAAGAAUUACUUCAAGAGGAGCUUGCAACUGAAAGGCGUAAACUGUCUCAGUUACAGCAUCAAGUUUUGCAGGCUAAGGAGUGUCUGGCACAGCUUGAGGAUAAGUGGAGACAGGAAGAGACAGCGAAAGAGGAAGCAUUGGUGCAGCUUAAUUCUGAAAAAGAAGAAAGAAGACGUCUUGAAUAUACAUCUAAGUCCAAGGAGGAUGCAAUUCGUACGAAAGCAGAAACAGAUUAUCAACAAUAUAGAGAUGACAUUCGGAGGCUUGAAAGUGAGAUUGCUCAACUAAGAUUGAAGACUGAUUCAUCAAAGAUUGCAGCACUUAGGUGGGGUGUCGACCAUAGCUACGCAUCUCGCCCGACUGACAACAAAAGUCUUCCAAAACUCAAAGACAACAGUUCCCAACUUGCUCGUGAUAUUGUUGAUUUCCAAGAUUCUUCAGUUGGAGACGUGAAACGUGAGCGGGAAUGUGUCAUGUGCUUGUCGGAGGAGAUGUCUGUUGUUUUUCUUCCUUGUGCACACCAAGUCGUGUGUACAAACUGCAAUGAGCUUCAUGAGAAGCAGGGCAUGAAGGAUUGCCCUUCUUGUAGGGCUCCAAUCAUGCAAAGGAUCUCUGUGCGUUUUGCAGACUCUUAGCCCAUUUGGAACGUCUGAGCUCAGAUGCAUAAGAGAAUUUGAAUAAUGAUUCUGGGUUGUUAGUGAAUAAUGAAACAGUCAUUUUCUGACUAAAAAGAGAUAAAAAGGAGAAAUGAUAGUAAAGAAUUUCAUUUCA
Molecule: messenger RNA, 3202 nt
Organism: Nymphaea colorata (pocket water lily)
Lineage: Eukaryota; Viridiplantae; Streptophyta; Magnoliopsida; Nymphaeales; Nymphaeaceae
Product: putative E3 ubiquitin-protein ligase RF298
Exons: 3
Coding region: 274-3066 (930 amino acids)
Source: RefSeq, a predicted model, not a curated record